This is a messenger RNA of Funneliformis caledonium, 411 nucleotides long. Lineage: Eukaryota; Fungi; Glomeromycota; Glomeromycetes; Glomerales; Glomeraceae. The record is from the annotation of a GenBank genome assembly.
AUGAGUGUAAUUGACGAUUUUUUAGAAGAACAACAACAAUUUCAUGCUGAUGUUGAUAAAUUGUUAGCAUUGGUAGAUAAAAUUAAUCAAAUUGGUAUCAAUGUUCUUGGUAGAGAUACAACUAAUGAAUCUCCUGAAGAUGUUCUUGAUUCAAUUCAAAAUGAAGUAAAUAAUCAGAGAGUUAAUGAUAAUAAAGAUGAUUUAAUUGAAAUUUAUAAAAAGUUUGGAAUACUUGGUGAUCCAAAAACAAAAACAUUAAAACAAAUAGGACAAGAUAUAGAUGAUACUAUUACAAACCUUAUAGGAAAAGUAAAAGAAAUGAAUGAAGAUAAUGAACCAUUUUUUACGAAUUAUGAGAAUGAAAUUUCUAAAGAAUUAGUUAUUAAGAAGUUAGAAUUGAAUGGAGAGUGA